GUUUAUUUACCAUUGAUUUAUCGAGCUCGAGCUUGCAUUGUGAUCGAAACAUUUUUCUGGCUUAUAUACAAUAAGGAAGAAAAUCAAAAACAAUUCGUCUUAUCAGUCGAUGAAAUUGGACUUGAAACGGAUCCUUCAUCUAUUGAAAAUCUAGAUAAUGUGUGGAGUGAAUCUCUGCUUCGAUGGGCUGCAUGUGUUCGCCUGUUGAUGGACAAGAACAUGGAUGAGUCAGCAGCAGAAGCUCUCGAAAAUCAUCUAAUACGAAUGACUCGACUCGCAUCGGAUGAAACUCAGAUUCCAAAAUCUAUGUCGAUACGGAUCGCUAUAUUAGUUUUACAAGUAAAAGCUCUUCGCUGGUGUUUUGAUGAAGAAAUCGAAAGAUGUUUGAUUGGACUCGAAACUGCUACAGAAAUCGAAUUCUCUCUUGUCAAAGAUUUGGAUAAUCCUGAAAUUGUCUAUAUUCGCUCAGCGGAAUUAUUUGCUUUCUAUCUGCUAGUUUUUCAUCGAUCGUAUUCAAGAGUCUCAUCUGCUUAUGAUCUUCAUUAUUCAUCAGUACCAAUUACUGAUUUUCCGUCGAUCGCUUUCGAUCUUUAUGAAAAGACAAAUAGAACCGCUCCAUAUCGUGGCAUUAAUAUGCUCGGUAUGGCCAGAGCUCAAGCUCAAAUGGGUCACAGGGCUGAGGCUAGCCAAUUAUAUCAAAGACUUCUUCACAAUUGGUCACAUUCACUAUUCUCAUCUAGUAUCGAUCAAAUCGUGAUACAAGAAGCUAUUGAUUAUCUUCGCCGAAACAUGCCUGGCUACGAUUAUAAUUAA
Messenger RNA from Rotaria sordida, 813 nucleotides. NCBI's taxonomy places the organism in Eukaryota, Metazoa, Rotifera, Eurotatoria, Philodinida, Philodinidae. The record is from the annotation of a GenBank genome assembly.